CCAACGCCGACGUCGUCCAUUGCCAACGAGCGCGCCAAUUGAAUCGCGUGUCCGCUGCGUCCGCUGCGACUGCUAAGAUCGCUCAGUGUGCGUUCGCGCCGAAAUGAUAUAUUUUGGACCCUCUUAUGUGUGUCAUAAAAGUAUUUCAUUAUAUAAUAAAUGGUAACGUGAGAUCUUUUGCAAGAUGCGUCGAAUAGACUUGCUUCUGGUGGCGGUUGUGUUACUUAAAAGUUUAAAUGCGCAAGAGGAAAUUAUUACAGUGGAAGCUGUGGUGGGGCAGAGCACGGAGCUGCCGUGCAACGUGACAGCAGAAAACGAAGGAGAUAUACUCAGGAUCAUCGCCUGGUACAGAGAUGGCUCGCCCACAGCAUUCUAUAGUCGCGACCUGCGUGGCGACAAUAGCGACGUGCUGUCCCCUGGCGGUCGCUACAAACUUAUCACCUCGGAAGACGAGACCGAAGAGCGGCUGCAGAUCCUCGCUGUGCGACCGUCUGACGCCGGACAGUACUACUGCUUCGCCGACUUCGAGUCGAGUCGCGCACACAAAACUUAUAUCACAUUGGAAGUUAUAGAGCCGCCUCAGCGUUUGUGGGUGAUUCACGAAAACGGGACGCGCGUGACGACGGCCAGCGCGGGCGCCAACACCAGCAGGAACCUCGGGCCAUACUACGUCGGUGACACCGUGCAUCUAUUCUGUGUCGUCUUUGGAGGCAAGCCGCAGUCGUCGCUGUCGUGGUGGGCGGGUCCUCGGCUGCUGAAGAACACCACGACGCCGCUGUCGGAGCAGCGCGUGCGCGGCGACCUGCUGUACGGGCCCCUGCGACGCGAGGACCACGGCCGCCUGCUCACCUGCCUCGCCAACAACAACGACAGGACUCCGCCACUCUCCAUUGACAUCACUAUUGAUAUGUAUCUACCGCCGGAGCUGGUGAUGAUGCGGGUGAGCGGGGAGGAGGGCGAGGCGCUGUCGAGCGGGCGCGUGCGUGCGGGCCGGCCGCUGCGCGCGCAGUGCCGCGUGUUGGGCGCGCGUCCGCCGCCGCCCGUGCUCUGGUGCCUCAACGCCACACAGAUACAUAACCUCGACCAGAACAUCACCCGAGAGCCGGCGCAGCGGCUGGUGGUGAGCGAGGUGCAGCUGUCAGUGAGCGCGCAGCACGACGAGGCGCUGCUGACGUGCUGCGCGCCGGCCAGCUCGCGCACCGCUCCCCGCCUCGUCUGCGCUCAGCCACUGCCGCUCACUGUGCUCUAUCCUCCGCAAUUACAAAUAGUUGUGGAGGGAGAAGUGGAGAACAACACUCUGACUGCUGUGAAGGGCACCAAUUUGACCAUCAACUGCAGCUACGAGGCAAACCCGUCCGUGUACCAAGUCACCUGGUUCCAUGGGGAUGAUCUGGUGAACCAGAAGUACGAUCACGAGGAGUCAUCGAUCAAGCCGACGUUAGAACUGAGGGAGAUAUCAGAGUCUGAUGCGGGGGAGUACGUGUGCGCCGCCACCAACAACGAGGGCUCUGCGUACAGUGACCCCAUUCUCAUUGAUGUCACUUACCCAGCGUAUUGCGAAGAUGAAACGAUAGCAGAGUACGGCGUGGCAGAAGAUGACAGUAUAAACAUAACAUGCAGUGUGAGAUCAAACCCAGCGCCGAGCUCGUACCGCUGGGCAUUCAUCAGCGAGACGAUGGACGCCAACAAACGUCGCAACAAUCAGACAUACAACGUCGAGACUGAAGAGUCCACGCUCACGUACAGAAGACCUAAUGACACCUCCUAUACAUUGAUACGUUGCUGGGGUCUGAACAAUGUGGUGGGUAGCGGCUUACCGCAGACCAAGUGCUCCUUCCUGGUCACGGACGAGACCGCGCCGCGCCCGCCCUCCGCCUGCAGAGCCGUCAAAUAUGAGAACGAAAUCACUGUCACUUGUGACAAGGGACAUGAUGGUGGCUUGCAACAGAAAUUCAAAUUCAACGUAUUUUCUUCGGACUCCGAGGAACAAACUCUGUCGAUUAUAAAUCAAGAGCCUAAGUUCAUAAUUCAAGAGCCGAAAGAAGAGACGUAUAAGUUUGUCGUGGUAGCGUUCAACGCUAAAGGAGAGAGCAGUACAGUCGAGAUAGACAAAGAGAGCAUUAUUGAUGAAACUGAAGGUGAGAUGGGUCCAGUGAGCGCGGUGAGCAACAUAACCGCGCUGGCGCUGGCACUAUGCGGCGGUGUGCUGCUGCUGGCGCUGGCGGCGUGCGGCCUCGUGCUGUGUGCGCACGAGCGCGGCGCCCGGCACGACCUCCCGCGCGCGCACUCAGACCCCCCACUCUGCGCCUAUAGCACUGAGGAUACAAACUGUGAGACGUAUCACGACAGCGAGGAGGGCGAGGGCAGCGAGUGCAACGUGCGGCGCACGGACUCGUUCCGGCGCGCCAUCUCGCGCUAUCCCAGCAAGAACUACGACGUGCGGCGCACCGGCUCCUUCCACUCGGCGCGAUACGUGCACGAGCUGGGCGAGGCGGGGGGCCGAGCGGGCGGCGGCGCGGGCGGGGGCGGGGGUGACGGGCUGCGCCACAGCGCCAGCUGCAGGAUGCACUCCAUGCAGAACGUCAGCAGGAAGCGAGACAUGGAUGCCCUCUGCGAUCAUCUAGUCAUGCAUCUACCCCCAGAAACUAAUUAUAACGUCGCUAAACCGAUGAACACAUUUUACACGAUGCCGAGAAAAAUGCGACACAAACUAGCAAAGGAGCUGAGCGACGAAACAUCUGAAAUAACGCAAACCUCCGACGGAUUUUCUCUACCACCGCCGCCGGACGAGUUCGGAACGUAUCGAGCCGCCACCAAAAUCAAAGACAUGCCCAUCAAGUCCACGCCAACGUACACGACUAUCGUUAGGAAGAGUCCCUCGGGCAAGGAGAUAGGGAAGCAUCAAACCAUAUCUCCUAACACUAUAGGCCUGCCGACUGUCAGCGGUACUCAAAAUAGUCUUUAUACGUAUCCCGAUUACGACAGCCAAGGUAACCCCAUUAAUACAAACCCUUUUGACGAUUCUUCGUAACCAUUGCUGAUCGAUGACACGCGAGAGAGACGAUGAGGGAUGCAUCAAUUUAGACAAUGGACACACUAUGAAAAGGAAAUUAGUUUCACUACAAAAAAUAAAGGCACACAACAAAUAAUUAUAGUGCAUCCCUUAGUAAGUAUUAGAUCAAGUAUACACUUAAAAGAAAUCUUAGUAUUUUAAUAAUUUACCAAAGUUUAUCUAGUCCUUUAGG
Papilio xuthus (Asian swallowtail) is the source of this 3245-nucleotide messenger RNA. Its product is annotated as neural cell adhesion molecule 2. Lineage: Eukaryota; Metazoa; Arthropoda; Insecta; Lepidoptera; Papilionidae. The record is from RefSeq and is a predicted model, not a curated record. Bases 185 to 3031 code for a protein of 948 amino acids. The transcript has 15 exons.